AAACUCUGAGCUCUCUCUCUCUCUCUCUCUGCUGUGCGAAAAUGGCGAUGAAGGCAUCUCUCAAAGGCAAGUACGAUGCUGACAAGACCAGCGGAAUCGGUUCAUUCGCCUUCAACGCCGGAGAUAUAAAGCUACGCGCCACCAUGACCGAUGCUACCUUCGUCGCCGGCCCUACUUUGAACGGACUCUCUCUCGCCGUCGAGAAGCCUGGUUCCUUCAUCGUCGAGUACAACGUCCCUAAGAAGGAUGUUAGGUUUCAGUUUAUGAACACAGUAAGGAUAGCUGAGAAGCCUUUGAAUUUGACUUACAUACAUAGCAGAGCAGAUAACAGAACUAUUGUCGAUGGGAGUCUUGUGAUUGAUUCAGCAAACAAACUCUCUGCUAACUACAUGGUUGGUACAAACAACUGUAAGCUUAAGUAUACUUAUGCUCAUGGAGGGUUAGCUACGUUUGAGCCGUGUUAUGACUUGGCCAAGAAUACGUGGGAUUUCGCGGUUUCUCGGAGGUUUUACAGUGGGGACUCUGUCAAGGCGACUUAUCAGACGUCUAGUAAGUUGCUUGGUUUGGAAUGGUCAAAGAACUCUAAAGCAAGUGGAUUCAAGGUAUGUGCGUCUGUGAAUCUGGCGGAGGAAGUGAAAACGCCGAAAGUGACUGCAGAAACCACAUGGAACCUCGAAAUGUAGUCUCCUUUUUACCAUUUGACUUCAAUUGUUUGGUGUUAUAAUAACACAUUUAACUAGUCGUUCUUGCAAAUCUUUCAAAAUUUUGUUAUCUUUA
Molecule: messenger RNA, 777 nt
Organism: Capsella rubella
Lineage: Eukaryota; Viridiplantae; Streptophyta; Magnoliopsida; Brassicales; Brassicaceae
Product: outer envelope pore protein 24B, chloroplastic
Exons: 3
Coding region: 42-683 (213 amino acids)
Biological process (GO): regulation of monoatomic ion transmembrane transport
Molecular function (GO): voltage-gated monoatomic cation channel activity
Source: RefSeq, a predicted model, not a curated record